CGAAGAAUAUACUUGAUAUUGUUGCUACAUUUGGAAGAGUUGAAGACAAUAACCUCACCAGAUGGCACAAAAUUGUUGUUGCAGAUCUCUCAUGCCUGCCUUGAAAUUUGUUGAAGUGUCUCAUCCCCACUUCUCACAUAGGAGUGACCAUCCUUUCCAAUUGGAUUGGUUCCUGAACGACUUUCUAAGUGGAAUUAGGACGUUAUAUUAAAAAAAUAAAAAUGAGAAAAACACAAUGCACUAAAUAAGUAUAAUGAAAAGAGCCACCAAAGAAACCAAAGAACUGGGAAGAAAUUUCAAACAAAUCUUACGAAAUACGCUUCUUACCGGUCUCGAGCAAACUGCAUCCAGAAAACCUAGGCUGGAAUGGAGAGCCAGGUUAUUGAGUUUGACAUCGGCAUCGGACUGGGAUGUGGGAGUGAAGACGAAGACGGAGAUGGAGAUGGGUACGCCGCUCUGAAACACAUGGAGGAUGACGAUGAGACCAUGCCUGGAUCUUCUUCUCCCUCGCUCAGUAGCGACGCCGCCGCACAGUGUAGUGUGGAUGGGAUGUACACUUCCGCCCCUGGCGAACUCGAUCUGGAACCCUACGAGGGUAUGGAAUUUGAGUCUGAAGAGGCAGCCAAGGCUUUCUACAACUCGUACGCGCGCCGUGUCGGGUUCAGCACUCGGGUCAGUUCUUCCCGUCGAUCCCGCAAGGAUGGAGCCAUCAUACAGAGAUCCUUCGUCUGUUCUAAAGAGGGAUUCCGCAAUUUGAACGAGAAACGCACCAAAGACAGGGAGAUCAAACGGCCCCGCUUAAUCACCCGGGUCGGGUGCAAAGCAGCUCUCUCCGUCAAGAUACACGAUUCGGGCAAAUGGGUUGUAUCCAGUUUUGUCAGAGAUCACAAUCACGAGCUGGUCCCCCCUGACCAGGUCCACUGUCUUCGUUCCCACCGUCAGAUCUCUGGUCCAGCCAAGACCCUCAUCGACACCUUGCAGGCUGCCGGAAUGGGGCCUCGGAGGAUCAUGUCUGCCCUUAUCAAAGAGUAUGGCGGGAUCAGCAAAGUCGGGUUCACAGAAGUGGACUGCAGGAAUUACAUGAGGAAUAGCCGCCAGAGGAGCCUAGAAGGUGAUGUACAACUCCUUAUUGAUUACCUGAGACAGAUGGCUGCCCUAAACCCUGAUUUCUUCUAUGCCAUUCAGGGUGAUGAGGAUCAAUUCACCGGGAAUGUCUUCUGGGCAGAUCAUAAGGCAAGACAAGAUUACAAGUAUUUCGGAGACACCGUCACGUUUGACACGACUUACAGGUCAAACAGGUACCGAUUGCCAUUCGCACCCUUCACUGGAGUGAACCAUCAUGGGCAGCCCGUGCUGUUUGGUUGUGCAUUCCUAAUAAACGAAUCGGAAGCUUCGUUUGUUUGGCUUUUUAAGACGUGGCUUGCAUCCAUGUUUGGUGACCCCCCUCCUCUCUCAAUCACAACAGACCAUGAUGAACUGAUCAGGUCCGCCAUUACGCAGGUCUUCCCCGAGUCUCGUCACCGUUUCUGUAAGUGGCAUAUUUUCAAGAAAUGCCAGGAGAGGCUGUCUCACGUGUUUCUCAAGUACCCUAAUUUCGAAGCAGACUUUCACAAGUGUGUUAACUUGACGGAAUCCACCCAAGAGUAUGAAUGUUGUUGGUCUUCUCUGGUGGACAAAUAUGAGCUCAGGGAUCAUGAUUGGCUUCGAUCCAUUUACUUGGAUCGUAGGCAUUGGGUGCCUGUUUAUCUUCGUGACACUUUUUUUGCAGAAAUGUCCUUAACUCAGCGCAGUGACAUUAUGAACUCUUAUUUUGAUGGGUUUGUGAAUGCAUCAACAAAUCUGAACCAGUUCUUCAAAUUGUACGAGAAGGCGCUAGAGAGUCGCCAUGAAAAGGAGGUUAAAGCUGAUUACGAUGCUAUGAAUACCCUUCCCGCUCUGAAAACCCCCUCCCCUAUGGAGAAACAAGCAUCGGAGGUCUACACGAAGAAGAUAUUCAUGAGAUUCCAGGAGGAGUUGGUUGGCACUCUCACUUUCCUGGCAACCAAGGUUGAGGACAAUGGGGAAGCAACCACCACAUACCAACUCUCAAAGUUUGGCGAAGAUCAUAAAUUUUACUAUGUCCGGUUUAACGUUCUUGAGAUGAAAGCCACGUGCAGUUGUCAGAUGUUUGAGUUCUCAGGCUUGCUUUGCAGACAUGUGUUGGCGGUGUUCCGAGUGACAAAUGUUCUAACACUUCCCUCUCAUUAUAUUUUGAAGAGAUGGACGAGGAACGCAAAGAGCACUGUUGCACUUGAGGACCACGUUGCUGGCUCUUUCAAUCGCUAUCUGGAAUCGCACACUGUUCGAUAUAAUUUGUUGAGACAUAGAGCUCUUAAGUUUGUGGAAGAAGGGGCAGAAUCAGUUCACACAUACACAGCUGCAAUGGCUGCCUUGGACGAGGCUUCAAAAAAGGUUUCCCUAGCUGCUGCUGCUAACCGUGAUGGGAAGACCUCCACUUUGGAUGUGCGUAACCAAUGCGAAUCAAAUGCGGAUGGUACCCGGGAAAGUAUGAACAUCGAGGAUCAGCAUGGGAUCUUUUCUAAGCUGCUCACCGAGGAUGAGAUGGAUAGGAAGAUCCAACAACUAUCUUAUGAGUUGAGUUGUGCGAAUAGAAAGUGUGAAGUUUACCGCACAAACCUUGUCUCAGUUUUGAAGGAUAUAGAACACCAUAGACAGCAACUUUCAGUAAAUGUGCAAAAUAUACGGGUUGGCAUGAAGGACGACCGCCUCUGAAGAUAUUUUGUAUAGAGUAUUUUUCAAUAUUUAUUUUACAUUCUUUUAAAUAUUUAGAUAGGCAUUUUGUAAGUGAAGAACAUAUUUCCAGCUUCAGCCCACCAAAAAAAAUCAGAGUAUUCAAAACCAGGUAAUGAAUAGAAUGUUCUCUA
This is a messenger RNA of Cuscuta campestris, 2924 nucleotides long. The record is from the annotation of a GenBank genome assembly. Lineage: Eukaryota; Viridiplantae; Streptophyta; Magnoliopsida; Solanales; Convolvulaceae.